Messenger RNA from Mercenaria mercenaria, 4099 nucleotides. RefSeq lists its product as uncharacterized. Gene Ontology annotation, biological process: signal transduction; proton transmembrane transport. Gene Ontology annotation, cellular component: vacuolar proton-transporting V-type ATPase, V1 domain. The record is from RefSeq and is a predicted model, not a curated record. Lineage: Eukaryota; Metazoa; Mollusca; Bivalvia; Venerida; Veneridae. Gene Ontology annotation, molecular function: proton-transporting ATPase activity, rotational mechanism. The transcript is spliced from 9 exons. The coding region runs from base 34 to 2466 and encodes 810 amino acids.
CUUUCUAGAAAAAGUAUGAAUUAGACAAUAGAAAUGGGUUCAUCUUCCUCAGCGUUCAGGAAUAAACAAACUUCUGUUAUUAAACAUGAUGAUGCACAAGUUUCUUUACAAACAGCGACAUCCAAUGGUUUGAAUACUGCUGCAAAUAAAAGCAUCUCUAGUUUAGAUAGAGAAAUAUCAGCUACAAAGAUAAGCGCCAAUAAUGAGGACAAUUGUAAUCAGCUUGAUGAGGAUGUAUCUACGGUAAUAUCAACUAAAUCCAAAGCGAGUUUAGAUAUCAAACCCAUAUCAAAUAGUAUUUCUGAAGUCACAGUUUCUCAAGACGUAAUCGCUAAACGAAGUAACGAAGAGGAAGGUAACAUAUUUUCGAAGGAAAAAGCAAACAUACCGCUGACGGAGAAAGUAAAAGGAAAAGGGCCGGGUGGACAAGAAGACGGAGCAAAAGAAACAGAAGAAGAAGCAGAAAGUAUUGAAAUGGAUCUAAGUGAGGGUGAACAAGAAGACGGAGCAGAAGAAACAGAAGAAGAAGCAGAAAGUAUUGAAAUGGAUCUAAGUGAACUUCGCAAGUUCAAAGAAGAAAGUUUUGAACAUCUGAAAACAAUUUCUGAGAAGUUCAGCGGGUUAGAUGUUUAUUCCGAAAAGGUUGCCCCGAAACGGAAGGAGAUAGUAGAAGAGAUGGAAUACAUUUUGUCCCUUCAUAGUAUCCUCGAGGAUAAAACUCAUAUCGACGAAAGUGUAAAAUUUCGCAAAGAGAUUGCCGAGUUCUUUAUUGAAUCAAAUUUACUAAACAUCAUUUCGAAAAUAGUCAUUGACUGCCCAAUUGAUGUGGAUUAUUGCAAAACUGGAGUCACAGAAAAGAGAAUGUUAAAAUUGGCAUUCGAUUUGCUGUUUAAUUUUACGGAUGAAUCCGAUGUUUUAGCAAAUGAAGUGGCUAAAACUGGAGUAAUAGACACCUGCAAAACAAUUCUAGAGGCUCAUUGCAAACGGCAUGUUAACGACGACGUAACGGAUUUCACAAACGAAAUCAUAGACUGUUGCACAGGUGUAAUACAGAACGUUUCUGUCAGAAAUUGUAACGUAGAACGCCUUAGAAGUCUCGACUUUACAAAAGUGUUACAGCCAUAUCUAAAGUCUCCAAAUGAGGAUAUAAGUAUGACUGCACUUACCAUACUAGCAAACAUUGUUAGUGAAGAAGAGUGUUAUAUCAUAGGAGCGCACGUUCUUCUCGUGGCACGUUUGCUGAUAGUUCUGGAGAGGGGUUUAGAAGAAAAUGACCGUAGAUGUUCUGGAUGGUCCUGCAAGGAAUUAGGAUAUGCCGUGAGGAACCUUGCAAGAAAUGAUGCCAACAAGAAACUUCUGUGGAAUCUCAAUGCACUCCAAAUACUUGUUAAAAUGGCGAGAACUGGGAAUGAUGAGGAAAUAUAUGAAAGCGUUCAUGCUAUUUGGGCUCUUGCGUUUGACGAAGAAAUACGCAAAAAUAUAACUUCUCACCAAGGGACUGGAGUGGUAGAGUUAUUGUUAGAUUUGCAAAAGGAAACAGAAAAUUCUGGCAUCAAAAAUGCAUGUACAAAGACGUUAUGGACGUUACGGGAAGAGCUAAAGACCUCACCAAUAGAUGCAUACAAAAAAGCAGUUGACAAAAUUCCUUCAAUGCCAAUAUCUGACAAUCAAGAAGGUCAUAUCAUGAUAUCGUAUCAAAGCGCAGAUAGAGAGAUGCUUUGCAAAAUAAAAGCAAUAUUGAAGGAACACAAAUUUAAGGUAUGGAUGGAUGUUGAUGAAAUGUGUGGAUCUACUCUUCAAGCAAUGGCCGAUGCUGUGGAGAAUGCAACUGUUGUUUUACUUUGCUAUUCAAGGAGAUAUAAAGAAAGUGACAACUGCAGAUUAGAAGCGGAAUAUGCCCAUGAACGAAAGAAGCCAAUUGUUCCCUUGAAGAUGGAGCUCAAUUAUAAGCCUGACGGUUGGCUAGGAUUGAUGUUGGGGUCCAAGCUCUACAUAGAAUUUACUAAGAAAUAUGUGUUUGAAGAAAGAUUGAAAAUCCUUUUCAAAGAAAUAUCAAGAAUAUCCAAACAGGACGGAGAAAAUAAACCUCAGGCUAUGGUACCUAUUUUACCAAAGGUUGAUCAACCAGUUACUUCAAAACCAGUUGACGAAGUAGAUUCGGCACCUCAUGUUGUAGCAAACAAAGAACAGACCGAUGUUAUAUCUUCUGUGGAACAAAUAAGACAAUGGAGCAGAGAUGAUGUUCUUGAAUGGCUGACACGCAAUGACUUGAGAAGGCAAGGACUGGAGAAGCUUACAGGUGAAGAGAUAGCGUUAUUGGUUAUAAUGCGGAUGGAGGCAUCGGAACACUUGUAUGACUGUAUCCGAAAUGAUCUUAAAAUCAAAACACUGCUUGUCAAAGCGAGGCUGGUCUGGGCGUUAAACGACUUAACCAGGCACAUAAAGAAUCCACAUGUUGCUUUUUAAACAAAAAACGAAAGCAACAUAGUUUUGAUAGCAGAAAUAAGUUUACAACGUUAAUUUGUUAAGAUCGUCUGCUGUUCUUGCUCACACGAACGCCUUUUCUUUAAUAAUGAUGGCAAUUUUGCUUUGAGUUUUUCUUUAUUUUAAAUAUUACAGGUAUAUUUUGCUGUAUGUUAGUUUUGUACGUGAUACACUGAAAUUCCAGUUUUGUAACGUAAAUGAAAACAAAGACUCAAAGCAUAGAUUAGCAUUUGCUCUUUGGCGUUUAUAGCCGCAGCAGUUUUAAGCUCGCUUUGAAGACUCACAGUGACCAUCGUCAUGUGACAAAGUUGAAAAAAAUCAAAUAUCAUAGGUAUAUUUGCGAAGGUCUUGCUAAAUAGACGGCAGUAGAAAGGGUUUUCUGGUGACAACCUCUCUCUUUAGUUUAAUAAACAGCAGUUCCAAUUCAAGAUUAUUUUCUCCUUUGGUGUUCAUGUCUGGAAAGGAACUACUUCGGAUGAUUUUAAUUCCAAAAACAGCAUUCUUGGAGUAGAUCUGAAAGAUAUUACCAAAACGAAAGAAUAUAUAUUUGCGGAAUAAAAUGGUUUUGUCUACAUCAGCUGUUUCAGUCACGUGACCAUGGCUUUCUUGCAUUACGAAUAGAAUGCCGUUUUCGCCGAAUCUGCACUAUGGAUAGAUAGAUCUUUAAAAGAAGGAUAGUAUUGAGGCUGUGUUAGUCAUAUGAGCAAUGAUAAAAUUAUACAUGAAAUCACGGAGUUUUGACACUUGUCUUGAAAUCGUUUCAUUCAGUUGAGUUGUUCGAUUGCCACGAUUGUCAGAAAGUAUUUUCUUUUAAAAGUUCUUCAUGCCCCUGGGAUAAAAUGAUCAGGGCCAUAUUGUUAUGCUCUGUCUAACACAAAGUUUAAUCUUGCUUAUAAGUUAUUCAUUUCUUGAUUGAUACAUCUGAAACUCCCACACAUUACUCCUAAUCACAAGUCAUUCAGACUGAUGUGUAGGCAUUUCACAUUAUUGCCAUAUUUUCAAAUUUUUGACAUAACUUUUUUCAUUCUUUUAUGGAUCUCUUUCAUAAGUUCAGACCGUCAUAGUCAUUUCAUUUUAAGGGUCAACGCUUACCAAAUUUAUACAUACUUUAUUUUUAACUACACUGUGCCGACCUUCAUUUUUAAAGAUAUUUCUUGUUUAUCUGUGACAUUUUUGUACCGAAGCGUAUUUAAAGCCGUCAGUAGCUUUUAAAAAGUGCUAUUCCUCCAGGUGUUUGUUAGUUAUUCAAUGUUUUAAAGGAUAGUACACGAUGCAGAAAAUGCACCAAUUUCUUGUUUUCUCAGUUCUUUUCAGUUCUUUAACGUACAGUGUAAGAAGCACACUACAUGGGAAUUCGAUUAAAUCACAUCUGCAAAACUAAGUAUCUUAACAUGAGUGUUCCCCCACAACAUGUCUACCCUCUCCGAUGUGUUUCAUCACGCGACCCUUCGCAGAUGAAGCCAGCGGACCAACCGCUGAGCUGUAGAGGACUUCUAUAAUAUUACUAAUUGUAGCUGAUAAUGUUGCCAUAUUUUUGUGACACGAUGCUUACAUAUAAGUAUUAAGUUAUGUAUUUCAAUGUAUUUAAUUAACAGAUUAAUAAAUAUAAACUCAU